Polyodon spathula (Mississippi paddlefish) is the source of this 2803-nucleotide messenger RNA. Its product is annotated as transmembrane and death domain protein 1-like. The coding region runs from base 1721 to 2581 and encodes 286 amino acids. The record is from RefSeq and is a predicted model, not a curated record. Gene Ontology annotation, biological process: signal transduction. Lineage: Eukaryota; Metazoa; Chordata; Actinopteri; Acipenseriformes; Polyodontidae. The transcript is spliced from 7 exons. Gene Ontology annotation, molecular function: protein binding.
UGCAAUGCAACAAAGAACCCAAAAAAAGGCUUUUCUGAACUAGUAUAAAAUCAUCUGGAUCAGUCUGCAUGCACAGAGGAGAAGCAUUCUCAGAUUCAUUUUUAAAAGAUUACAUUUUUUUUUUUUAGCACUAACCCUUGGGUUAUUGUGAGGACACUGGAAAUCUCAGAUGAUGUUUGCAGCCCGUUGCAACACGUCUGCAUGUUUGAGCGCUGAGGCAUUUCAAACACACCUGCAGGUGAUGGUGGGAUCGGCACAUUCGGGUCUGGUCUUGUAAGGAGAUGCCAGCCAGACACGGCUCAGGUGUAGAUUCCACUGCGGGAACGGCAUGUCCCAGCUGGCCUGUGUAAGGGAAGCCACGUCAAAGAGCACUUUGUACUGUUCAGAUGGAUCACAUAGGUGUUGGCUGCUUGAAAGGGGUUUAUUUUCUUACUUUUUCUUGUGACUCAGAUUCCAAAAGCACUCCCCGAAAGAAUAAAGAGCUCAAUUAAUUGGAUGUCUCUUAGCACAGUUUAUCGCAGUAAAUCUGUAAAGUCAUUUUGUCAUUUUUCCCAUGGUGAUACUAGUAACUUAUUUAACUUGAGUUGCUCAGAUCAGACGGAAAUCGCUGGACUUGUGUUUCAGAGCUCUGAGCAACAAGAACGAAUCCGCUAAAGGGUGGAAAAGUUACUUUUCUAUAGAACAACUGUUUAUAUUGUUUUUAUUAAUGAUGUACUGAAUACCACAGUACUUAUUGAGUGUUUCAUGUCUCCAUGGCUCAAUUUAAAAUUGAAAAACACCUGCACGGCCUUUGUGAAAAUACACUAGCGAGUACUGUAUUCCAAGCCGUCUGUUAAAACUAAAAUAAUAAUGACGUAAAGACAAUGCAACUUGUGUAUUUGUAAGCCAUUUAUCUCCAAUUCUAAGCAUAUUGGGAUACUAAUCUGUGUAAUCAGAAGAUUGUGGAUCCUUUUUUUUUUUAAGGCUUUUUGAUUUCUUUUUUUAAUUAAAUAUCCCGUUGAGUCAUUUCAAGCCAGCCCCUUUCUGAGGAGUUCAUCGUGGGUCUCAGAGUUUUUCCAUGAAUUCUGUCCUUCAUUCCACCGGAGUCUGUGUCAUAACCAAUCAGAUUUCAGUAGAGUGAAGUACAAGAGACAUGGAGCUAAGACUUCCGCUUAGUGCCCACGACAGCCAACUCGCAGGACCAGCCAACAACGAAGAAGCUGAUCCAGUCAGAUCCGACCUCAACCAGUUACUGUACAGGUUUUUACAUGAACUUGUAUUCCAUUUUUUAAAAGUAUAAGCUCAGCAACAAUAUGUAAAGAAAAAACAGCUGCAGAAAUAAUAAUAAUAAUAAUAAUAAUAAUAAUAAUAAUAAUAAUAAUAAAUCGUAUUUGUUACUGUGUGAAUGUAAAAAUGAGCAAAAACCGUAGAUUUUAGCCUAAGGUUUUUCUUUUGAUCCCCCUAAAUACUACCUAGCAAUUCCACUACUAUUAUCAUAAUAUGAAAGACUUUAAUAAUAAUGGAACGACAGCCUUUCACAUAAAAUGUAUGUUAUAUAAAAACUGUGCUGCCAAAGGCCUUUGAUUAUGCAUUACAGACAGAGUGCAAAACUGUUAUAGGGUGUCUAAUCUUUUUGAAAGACGAAUGCAAUGAUGCUGUGUUUGAUUCUCAUUCUAACAGAUCAAGGUUUGGCAGACCUGAUUAUGCGAUUCUGAAGAUGUGAGUCAGUGCCUUCUGCUCCAUGCAGAGAAUUGCUGAUGAUAUUGGGCUACACCAGAUGGACCGGAUUUCUAAUCUGCUCGCCCCCACUGAGUGCCAAGAUCUGCACCAGUUCCUGACCAACCCAGAGCAGAACAUCCUGGAGGAAGUAGACCGGAUGUCCAAACAAAACAGCAACCUCGACAUUAAUGAGAAACGGAAGAAGCGAUCCAUCACUACCCCUGCAGAGUGUACGAGGAUCAUGAAGGAGUGGCUGCUGGCCACUGCUGGAAACAGCAUGUAUUACGAUAGACUCGCCAGAGCAUUGCGGAAGAUCGGGAGGUCAGAUGUCUCAAGAGAAAUGGGGAAGAACAUCAACCAAGACAAGUCCUUGGGGAUGAAGAAGUAUGUGGAGGACUUCCAGAAGGGGGUCGAAGCCAUGAAGUCUUCCAUGAUAGCAGCUGACUCAGACAAGUCUGCAGACAGGCUCCGCCAGGAGAGAGAAUUGCUAGAGACGAACUGGGCCGACUUGGAGCUGAUCAUCGAGAGACAGCAGCUGCCUCCGUACCCUAGGAAACUCUUUGACGGGAUUCGGCCUCUGAUUUACGGGAUCUUCUAUGGCUUUUCCGGGGCGUUUCUUGUCGGCGGGAUUGCUAUCUUCUUCUCCAUUAGGAUCACGGAACGAGACUUUGAGGAACUGUUAAUGCGUUCAACCUCCAGGAAGAAGCCCUGUCGCUACCAGAGGCUGCGUCACCCAGCCGAUGUUCCAUCCUCUUCCGAUGAGGACAAGAGUGAAGACCACAAGAGCGAGCCCCCGAAGGGCAGGAAACCUGCAAAGAGAUUCCGCGACUACUUCCCUGCCUUCAACCUCGGCAAAACAAAUACUGGAAAGAAUAAAGUCUGAUGUACAGAGGGGGUUGUUGUUGAUGUGACUCUGUGAAUGGAUGGUCACCUUAGUAAAUACUGUGGUGAGAUGAUUGUUUUCAUCUAUAUGCUAUGCUGAGACACAGUGGUGAUACAAAUUUUGAACUGUCCCCUUUUUGUCACGUAUUGGUUCAAAACAAUCAGAAGUAAGCCUAGAAACAGUGCUACACAUGCAGUGAAUUGAAUGUAAAUACAAGUAUAA